Melanaphis sacchari is the source of this 2547-nucleotide messenger RNA. RefSeq names its product DDB1- and CUL4-associated factor 6-like. Gene Ontology annotation, molecular function: protein binding. Gene Ontology annotation, biological process: positive regulation of transcription by RNA polymerase II. The transcript has 11 exons. Gene Ontology annotation, cellular component: Cul4-RING E3 ubiquitin ligase complex; cytoplasm. The coding region runs from base 569 to 2308 and encodes 579 amino acids. The record is from RefSeq and is a predicted model, not a curated record. Lineage: Eukaryota; Metazoa; Arthropoda; Insecta; Hemiptera; Aphididae.
AGUAAUAAUAAUAAUAAUAAUAUUUUUAUUUUGGCGGUUCAAAUGAUUGGUUAAUGGUUAUGGUUACCUAUCUCCUUAUUCAUUUUUGUAUGUUAUUUUGUUUUCCCGGCUGAUCUUUCGUGUUUCGUUCCUACUUCCUAAACAAAUCAUAAUAUUUAUAAUUAUGAAGCUAAGACGUAUUCAGUUAGUCACUACUCACUAGUCAGUGUUCUGUGGUGGAUAGUUGUUAAAUAUUUGUACAUCGGGAUAUAAUUAUUUUGGUUAAGCGACAAUUAUGCGUUGAAAAGAAAUGGCAAAAAUAAAAACAGUUUUAUUGUUACUAUUUCCCCCCUCGCUGAUAAUAUGACGUAUAUAAAUAUAAUCUAUUAUUUGGUCGUACGAGAGUUAUUUAAGGCGGCCGACGUCAGCGCGACUAGUUCAUGCAGAAUAUUCGUUCGACGUUGGCACCGGGCCACCGGCCUUCGUCUGUUGUCCCAAACACCGCAAUUAACGGUCGCUACAAGAACGGUUGACUUCUACGACGUGAACUAUUAUUCAAAGAGCUACUGUUCGACGUGAAAACGUGACUAUGUUCCCGUCUAAGGGAUUGUUUCGGAACGUCUUCUUCCAGCCUUACAAUGACCAGGGUUCAGCGAGAGUGAGGAAUUCUUCUAAGAAUAGUAAGCAUUUUGUACAACGACUUGGCUUGGAAAAAAUUUUGGAAAAUCAUCACGGAUGUAUAAAUUCUGUGAAUUGGAAUGAUUCUGGAUCGUUAUUACUUACGGCUGGAGACGAUAAACAUCUAGUGAUUACUAAUCCGUUUUCAUAUAAUAUUCUUGUUGAUUACAAAACACAACAUAAAACUAAUAUUUUCUGUGCAAAAUUCUUACCUACUUUUGAUAACCGUAUCAUUUCAUGUGCCGCAGAUGGUUCUGUUCUUAAUCUUGAUUUAGAAAGACUAGAAGAAACAGAAUGGAAUUUUUUUACUUGCCAUUGUAGCCAAUGUUAUAAACUAGAAACAAUACCUGAUGAACCUAAUAUAUUUCUAAGUUGUAGUGAAGAUGGUACAGUUCGUCAAUAUGAUCUCAGAACUGGUGUUAAAUGUACUAAACAACGUUGCAAUGACCAUGAAUUGAUUGAUUGCGGUAAACCUGUUUCCACUAUUGCAAUAAACCCAGUUAAACCUUAUCAACUUGCUAUUGCAACAAUAGACAGUAUGGUUAGGAUAGUUGACAGAAGAAAAAUUAUAAAAAAAGGAUUACUUCAAAAAAUUGUUCCUGAAUUUUCCUUUACUGUUCCUCAUCUAAAUCAUCGUGCUUAUCGUAUAACAUCUCUGUCAUAUUCACCUGAUGGCGGAGACAUGCUUGCCAGUUACUCCUAUGAAGAAAUAUAUCUGUUUAGUUUGAAUAAAGAUUCUUGUACGACAGCAGUUGCAAAUGAUUUUUUAGAAAAUGCACCAAUUCCACCACCAUACAGGCGAAUGAGAUUAAGAGGUGACUGGGGUGAUACUGGACCUUUAUCUCGACCAUCUACUGAUAAUCUUACAAGAUCAAGAAUUCAGUCUGAAGUUAUGACUCGAAUGACUGACAUGUUAAUUCAUGUACUUAAUACACCAUCAUUAAAUUCUGUUGUUAUGCAAAAUUGGAGACCAAACUAUUCUCCACCAGUUUCAGCAUCAUUGAGACGUACUAUAAGUACAGUUGAACCACAAGGUGAAUUAAAUGAAUUUGAUGUUCCUAUUGAUAUUGAUAAUAUAGUUAAUUCUAAUACUAGAUCACGUGUAUAUAAUAUUGUACAGUCUACUUCAAAUAGCAAUAACCAAAGAGUUGAAAAUAAUUUAAAAACUAAUAAAAAACAUCCAGUAUUUGAUGAUUUUAUUGCACUUCAAUCAAUAAAAGCACAGUAUAAAGGUCAUAGAAAUGCUAGAACUUUAAUCAAAGAAGCAACAUUCUGGGGCAAUGAUUUUAUUAUGUCAGGUAGUGAUUGCGGACAUGUGUUUAUAUGGGAUCGUUAUACAUGUGAAAUAGUGAUGUUGCUAAUGGCAGAUUCACAUGUGGUUAAUUGUAUUAAACCACACCCAAGUAGGCCUUUACUAGCAACUUCUGGUGUUGAUCAUAAUGUUAAGCUUUGGAGUCCAAUAUCUAUUGAUAAAAUGUUUAAUCAAUCAUUUGCAAAUGAGUUAGUUGAAAGGAAUAAAUUAAUGAUGGAACAAUCAAAAGAUACAGUUACCGUGUCUCCGUCAUUACUAGUGCGAUUGCUUUCUUAUUUCAAUCAACUUAGACGAGAUCAAUGUUUAGACAGGACAAAUGCCAUUCAUAAUGCAGUUUAAUUCAAAUAAUUGAAUAUAUUUUAUGGUAUAUAAACUCAGAUUUUUAUAUAUGACCGAUUGUAUUUAAUAAAGACCAAUCUAACAAGGUAUAUGGUCAAAUUAUUUUAUUAUAUUAAUUUUAACUACUUUUGAUAAAAACUGAAUUCCAUUUUUUGUAAAAGGAAUACUUAAAUUCUAAAUAGUGUAAUAAUUGCUUUUAUGAAAAUUCACUAGUGGCAUUUAAUAACAUCUAAAAAUUC